Messenger RNA from Monomorium pharaonis (pharaoh ant), 2195 nucleotides. RefSeq lists its product as uncharacterized. Gene Ontology annotation, cellular component: extracellular region. The record is from RefSeq and is a predicted model, not a curated record. Gene Ontology annotation, biological process: selenium compound metabolic process. The coding region runs from base 36 to 1916 and encodes 626 amino acids. The transcript is spliced from 7 exons. Lineage: Eukaryota; Metazoa; Arthropoda; Insecta; Hymenoptera; Formicidae. Gene Ontology annotation, molecular function: selenium binding.
AUCGUCGUCGUUUGCUGCGUGCGGUGUGCGUUAUCAUGUUAAUCGCGAAGGUCGCGUUCCCGACGGUGGGAGCCGUGCUUCUCCUCGCGAGUCUCGUGUCAACGGCGGCGAGGAAGGGCCGAGAGGAACAGGAGGACGGGUACUUCGAGCAGUGCCGUUUCGUGAACGCGUGGAAGGAGCGGCUCCUCGGCCAUGUGAGCGUGCUGGCCUUCCUGGACCCGGCCUGGCAGUACAGCUUCCGCCAGGCGGUCAUGCUGGAGAUGCUGAGCUCGCGUUUGCGGAAGUCCGGUUUCCCGGACAUACGGUUCUUCGUGAUAAGCCCGUCCCCUGGCUCGACGGAGAACGAGAGCAGCGAGGACGAGCUCGAGAUCGAGGCGUGGCGGGACAUCGGGGCGAAGCACAGCGAGAUGGACAGCUUCGCGGACGACUUUCUCAGGGUCAACGAAACGAAGAUCACCUUCCUGCAAGACGAUUCGCGGUCUCGUAUAUGGGAGAAGUUCCGCGCUUCGAGGGACCAAAUGAUCAUCAUCGAUCGAUGCGGAAAGUUGACAUAUCACGUAAUAGUGCCGUGGAGUAUCCUGUUCUUUCCUUACGUAAAAGCGGCUAUACUGUCCACAUACAAGGAGGACCCGUGCGGUGGAUGCAACUUUCAGCCAGACGUCUAUCACGAGGACCACGUUGUAAAAUUAACGAAGGACACCGAUGAGGUAGAAGAGAGUACAUUGCAACGCGAGACCGACACUAGCGAUAAGUUCGAAGCAAUCACGGAAAAUCUGGAGAACAGCACUCUACAUCAUGACGAAUCGGAAGAGAAACGCGAGACGAGCACUACUGCAUCCUCCACCUUCCUCGAGGAGAUCACGAGCGACAUCGAUCAUUCAAAUCUCUCGACGGAAUCGUCAACGGAGUCCACGACUCAUCGGUACGAUAGCGACGCGACCGAGUCUCGAUUUGACGAAGAUUAUUCGAAUGCGGAAGCUACGUGGAUGGAUCAAGAGGACUCGAUGACCGAAGACUUCAGCGAAAUCGCCGUGACCCUCGAACCGCAGUCGCUUCCACCGGAACAAACGAGAGGAACAUCUCGUCCACUGAUGAACAACAAUUCUACCAUCUCCACGUAUCACGGGAACACGGCGGAUCGUGCUUUAUUGCUGGACGAACCGACUGUAACCGAAAGCGACUCGACAUCUGCAGAAGAGACAAUGACGACAUUGAAUAUCGUGGACAAAAUUCGAGAUGAAAAUAUAACACCCGAGGGCAUCGACAGUUUCAAAAAGGACACGUUUUUACGCAUAAUUAUGUAUGCGCCGCAUGUACAUAAAAACGGCAACAAGACGAAAAAGUACACACAUUUAAUACUGAAGACAGGCAAUCCCGACUUUCACGGACAUCUUGACUCUGGAGUCGACGUCGCAUCACCGGAUUCGUGGCCGGAUGUCAAUUCACCUAUAGCAAGCUCUGAGGAUUACGACUGGAGAACGACGGAAACCGAUGAAGCGGAUGAAGAAAACACUAAUCAGCAGUAUAUGUUCGAUAAAGAUGAAAGCCCAGGAUUGUACGGCGAAGUAGCAGACUAUUGGAAGAGCGAAUACGAAGAUAACGAUAUCACUGAUAGAAACGAAACAUCUAGUGAUAUUUACGAUAACGCUACGAUUAACUAUAAUGAGGAGCAUCGUAUUAAUGUCAGCGAUCAAGCAAUAUGUCCCUCGCCGCCAGAAGGAAGCCCAGCGAAUAUUACAGAAGAUCCAAAUAUCGAGAGUUCCACUGAUCCACAGAGUAUCGUUGGUACAAACACAAUCGAGCCUUCUAAGCCGAUUAAUACGAAUGAUCAGGUCGAUAGUGAAGAGGAGCGUAACAAAUUAAUCGAACAUUAUAGUAAACUUUUAUCUUGGGUCGAUUAUGAAUUAAGUAAAUAAACCAUUAGCUUCCUUUUAAUGGCAUCUUAUUAUUAAUGAGAAUGCACAACAAUUUUCUCUGUUAUUACAUUUAUUUAUUCAAGUACUAUCAGAAUUUGGAAAUUUCUGCACGAAAAUUGUCAUCAAUUGGUAAAUAUUCAGACACUGAAUAGAUGAUCAAUUUUUCAUUGUCAAGUUUUGGUAUAGGUAUAGGUUGGAGGAAAGAAGUUUUUAAUUCGAAUUAGGAUAAUCGCUAUUAUCUUGGAUUAUUCAUAGAAUAAAUAUCAAAGUUUUUAAAAA